AUGUCCGAGAUGGUCGCUAAGCUGGACGUCUCCGCGCGGCCAUUCAGGUACUCGACCGAGUGGUCACUCAACGGGGUGCGUACAGCGGGCUCGGUCGGCAGACACGGUGGUUCGAGCGAGAACAAAUACUGGCAGAACGGCAUCUCGGCCCGCACUGUCUGCGACGGCGCCAUGCCCAUCCUCUGCGAAAAGCGCCUCGGCGUUAUCGGUGGCGGCAACUUGGUCGCCAAGGAGGCCAUGUUCCUAAUACUGUACGGCAGCCGCGGUGCUGUUUAA
Messenger RNA from Gaeumannomyces tritici R3-111a-1, 276 nucleotides. RefSeq lists its product as hypothetical. The record is from RefSeq and is a predicted model, not a curated record. The transcript has a single exon. NCBI's taxonomy places the organism in Eukaryota, Fungi, Ascomycota, Sordariomycetes, Magnaporthales, Magnaporthaceae. Bases 1 to 276 code for a protein of 91 amino acids.